Molecule: messenger RNA, 3595 nt
Organism: Drosophila serrata
Lineage: Eukaryota; Metazoa; Arthropoda; Insecta; Diptera; Drosophilidae
Gene: Chpf
Product: Chondroitin polymerizing factor
Cellular component (GO): Golgi cisterna membrane
Molecular function (GO): glucuronosyl-N-acetylgalactosaminyl-proteoglycan 4-beta-N-acetylgalactosaminyltransferase activity
Source: RefSeq, a predicted model, not a curated record
CGGUCCGGCGCUCGAAUUUUUUUAUUAUUUUUUUCCGCUCACUAACCCCGCAUCCCCGCGCGCGCUGGAAGCGAAACGAAAUUUUUGCGGCAAAAAUUGUUUGGUGUGAAAAGAAGAGUGAAAUAAAUGAACUAUCCCAGUGCGGUGUUCUGAACGGAAAAUGUAUCGAAAAUGAAAGAAAGGAAACCGCGAAGAGAGCGACGAAAGAAGUGCGUGCGGCGAAAAGAGAGCGAAAAGUGCCAAAAAUAAAAUAAACAGGCCCGGCGGCAAGCGCACUUGUUGGAAUCCAAGAAGAAGGCGAGCGCAGAUCAAGGAAAGGCAAAGCAGGGAAAAACCAGAAGGAGAAACAGCAAUCGAAGCGGAACCAAAAAGGAGGCGAAGCAACAGCAGCAGCAACAAGUGCCAUAAGAAGCAGCGAAAAUGUGCAUAUGACAAUUGGCUUAAACUCUCCCUCUGCACACCAGUUUCUCCGUUCUUUCUUGCUCCUCCUCUUGCACGCAUCGCUCACCCAUCCUCUCUGUGCAUCUUCAUCUCCCUUUCAUUGCCAUUGCCAUUGCCAUUGCCAUCUCUCUUCCAAUAUCCUCUGCACACACACGCACGCACGCACAUAUCUACAUCUGGAAGGAGUAGUGGCAAGAGAGAGAGAGAGAGAGAGAGAGUUGGGAAACAUGCGGAGACCGGUCGCUGCGCUGAGCGGGAAGCACUACAUCGUCAUCGGCGUGCUCCUGGGCAUCGUUCUCAGGUGCUAUAUCCCGGAGGGCAUGUGGAAGCUGGUAGAGCAGGAGGAGUGUCCGCAGGAGGCCGCCGAGAAUCGGCUGAUCGAGCGCUUUGGCCAGGAUUUUGAGCCCCAUUUGAACCUAAUCAAUAAGCCGCUUGAGGCCAAAAAGCCGGUUAAGAAUGUAAUUCGGCCGCGUUACUACUCCUCAGAGCUGGGCAUUCGCGAGAAGAUCUUCAUUGGGGUUAUGACCGCACAGGAGCACAUCAACACCUUUGCCACGGCCUUCAAUCGCACCACCGCCCACCUGGUGAACAAGAUCAAGUUCUUUAUUUAUGCGGACAGCGUGAAAACCAACUACAAGCUAAAGAACAUUGUUGGUUUCACGGACACCCAGGAGAGUCGGCGUCCCUUCCAUGUGAUCAAGUACAUUGCCGAUAACUACCUGGAUGAAUAUGAUUACUUCCUGCUGGUUCCGGACAAUGUCUACGUGGACGCCAGGAAGCUAACCAAGCUCCUCUAUCACAUGAGCAUCACAUUUGAUCUGUAUAUGGGCGGUGCCCGUGUCGGUCUCACUGCUCGUUCCAACGAGCCAGCAGGCGGCGAGGAGACGGAUCCGGAUCUGGAGCAGGAUCAGGACCAGGAUCAGAUGCCACCCGGUAUCAGUGAUCGUAACUACUGCUCCUUGGAGGCUGGAAUACUGCUCAGCAGCAGUGUCAUCCGCAAGAUGCGUAACAAUCUGGAACGCUGCGUCCGGAUUGGGAGCACCGGUGACCACAGCGUCAACAUUGGAAGGUGCGUCAAGUAUGCCAGUCGGGUGUCUGGAUGCCAGGAGAGUUUUCAGGGAAUGCGACAGUAUAGCUAUGCCCUGGACGCGCCAGGACGGCGACAUCGGGACUUUAGCGAUCUGGCCAAGGAGGAGGCCUUCCGCAAUGCCAGCACCGUGUAUCCCGUUCAGACACCCGAGGACUUUUAUCGCCUGCACGCCUACUACUCCAAGCAUCACCUGGAGAUGGUGCAGGAGCGUGGCUAUGCGCUGGAACAGAAAUCAUAUCGCAUUGCCAAUGGCAGCAUCUCGAACAAGAUCCUCGAGAUCCGUUGGCCCCUGGGUGUGCCACCGCCAAGUGCACCAGAGACGCGGCACGAUAUCCUUACGUGGCAGCUUCUGAAUGCCACGCACAGCUUUCUGCCGCACGGCAAUGCCGAGCAUGCGGUGGCCCUCUCACGGAUCGAGGCCCUGGACUUUGCCAAGGUCCUAGAGAUUGCCCUGCAGUAUGCGGCCCUCAAGCAUCCGCGACUAAGCUAUCACAGUCUGCACAGUGCCUACCGGAAGUUCGAUGCCACCCGCGGCAUGGACUAUCAGCUGCAUCUUAGCCUGGUGGAGGGCUCCGGUCGUAGUCGCCGCCAGUUGGUCAAGAGCUUUGAGGUGGUCAAACCUCUGGGCCGUGUCGAGGUGGUGCCCUCGCCCUAUGUCACCGAGAGCACACGAAUUGCCAUGCUGAUGCCGGCAUUUGAGCACCAGGUGCUCGAUGCUUUGGAUUUUGUGGAGCAGUACGAACGGAUCUGUAUGCAGAACCAGGACAACACCUUCCUGCUGCUGAUCUUUCUGUACCGUUUGGACUCACCCAGCAAGGGCGACGAGGAUCCGUUCAAGGCUUUGAAGACCCUGGCCCUAGAUCUUUCCUCCAAAUACAAGACGGAUGGCUCGCGGAUCGCCUGGGUGUCUAUCCGGCUGCCGGAGCAGCUUAGCGACCCAAUAGAUCCUCAGGCCUGGCUCCUGCACGCCUCCAUGUACGGGCCCCGUCAGCUGCUCAGUCUGGUGGUAGCCGAUCUGGCGCUGCCCAAGCUGGGACUCGAGUCCCUGGUGCUGCUGGCCACACCGGGCAUGGGCUUCAAGGCGGACUUCCUUAACCGGGUGCGCAUGAACACGAUCCAGGGCUUCCAGGUAUACGCGCCCAUCGGUUUCCAGAUGUACCCGUGCCGCUGGGCGCAGUUUUGCCGGGAGUGCGACACCUGCGAUGUGAGCCAAAGCAGCGGUUACUUUGAUCGUCGCAAUCACGAUGUGAUAGCCUUCUACAGCCGGGACUAUGUUCAGGCCCGCAAGCUGCUGCAUCCGCAGGGCCUGCCCAUCAUUCGCAGCGAUUUGGACAUUGACCAGCUGCUGCUGCCGCCGUCAGCCGGUGAGGAUACGACGCGACCCGCCGGCGUCGAAAGCAUAUUGGACAUGUUUGUGGCGGCGCAGCAUUCGGUGCAUAUAUUGCGCGGCGUGGAGCCAAAUCUGCGAUUCGGUCAGAAUGUGCGGAACCAUUUGGCGCGGGGCGGUUCCCUGCCGGACAGUGGUCUGCCGGAGCGCUGUGGCCGGGAGCAGUGCAUCCAUUUGGCGUCACGCAAGCAGAUCGGCGAUGCCAUCAUACGCUACGAGGAUAAAAGUAUUCUUCACAAAUAGCACAGCUUCAGCUUCAGUUCCAGCUCCAGCGCCUGCCUGUUAUAUCAUCAGUUCCUUUUUUUAUAAACUUACAUAUAUUUCCAGGUGUGACUGACUGAAGUAGUGAAUGCCUCGCGUGUGUGAUUGAAGAUCAUAUAAUGAAUAAGAUUCGUAACACCCAUCGAACUCCAUCGAGUCCCUUGGCGUUACGCUUCCCAUUCAUUAUAUGUCUUUAGUGUGUUUGUCUCUAGAUCUAGAUCUUAUACAGGACUUGUGUCAGCUCCUAUACUCGCGCACCCAUGGUAAAAUGAAAGAAAGCUUAAGCCCCUGAGCAUCCUGUAGGAGACCUAUCUCAAACCGUAACUUAGUGUGUAGGCCUAGGCAAUUCCUGUUGUUGCUUGCUUUAAAAAGUGAAACAUUCAAUGCUCAAAAUGGUGGGUCAGUAAAUAAGUAAC